CUUUACUCCUGAGUAAGCCGCGAGAGUCCCGCCCCAGGUUUUCGACUUGAGGCGAGGGGGCUUCCUCCCUGGAGCCCCUCCGCCGCGCGCGCCUCAGAGCUUCCCUCCUCCCCUCCGCAGGCCGGCGCUUCCCAGGCCGGGCGAGGGGAGGAGCGAAGAGAAAAGGGGCGGAAGUGCCCGCAACUCGAGCCGGUUCUGCGCCUCGGCGUUGGCGCUCACAGGCGAGCCAGCUGUGUGGGAGCGCCCGCGCGUCCUCGGUGCCGUGCGCUUCGAACGGCGCGUCUCUGGCAGCCGGCCGCUUCGGAGGUGAGCCGAGGGACACUGGGAGAAGGGGGCGAAGAGGGAAGCAGGACGAGCGCCGAUCCAAGUCUGACCAGGAUUUUCUUAAGAGACAACUUGUCAAAGUGAGCAUCUUUAAAGCUAGGAAGAAAAUACACAUUCCAGAUUUCAAGCACUAGUAUAUUCACUAUCUGGAAUUAGACCUUGAUCAUCAAACGUCAUGAACAACUACAGUGUUUCUUUGGUGGGUCCAGCCCCGUGGGGUUUCAGACUUCAAGGUGGCAAAGACUUCAAUAUGCCUCUGACGAUCUCUCGGUUGAGUGAUGGAGGCAAAGCUGCCAAUGCCAGUGUGGGAAUCGGUGAUGUGGUUCUUAGUAUUGACGGCGUAAGUGCAGAUGGGAUGACUCAUCUAGAAGCCCAAAACAAGAUCAAGACCUGCUCAGGCAAGCUGACUAUGAACUUGCAAAGAGCACCUGCAGCCCCCAAACCUGAUCCUAUUCCUGUGCAUCAAGUAGAGCCUACGGAACUAGUUAAGCCUGUGCCCAUUGCAUCUGCAGUCACACCCAAAGUUUCAUCCACAGCUAACCUGGCCUUCAAUAAAGCCCCACGGCCAUUUGGGGCUGUGUCAUCUUCCAGGGUCACAUCCAUCCCAUCACCAUCGUCUGCCUUCACUCCGGCCCAUGCAAGUUUUUCAUCACGUGCUUCCCCUCCACCACCGACCACUCCCACGCCUCCUCCUUUUACUGCCUCUGGACUGCAUGCUAAUGCCAAAUCUAAUGCUGACCAGCGUUCACCUGUGCUGAGCGCUGCUAAACCUGCAGUCAAUAUCCCAUGGCAGCCCACAUACCAUGCAUCCUCGAAUACCUCUGUCAACGAAAAUGCCCAGGAGGUGGCAGAGGGGCAGCGAAGAGGAUUCAAAGAGAACCAGGUUGACAGUACACAGCAAAAUGGUCCACCACGAAAGCAUGUUGUCUAUACAAAUACGGAAUUUUACCAUCCACCAACUCACAGCAACCACAGCAAGAAACGGUUGAUUGAGGAUACUGAGGACUGGCGCCCAAGAACAGGAACAACCCAGUCACGUUCUUUCCGAAUCCUUGCACAGGUCACUGGCACCGAAUACAUGAAAGAACCUGAACCUGAUAACACGAAAAAGACAAAUGACUCUCUGGAGCAACCACAGCUUACUGCUUAUACCUCGGCUACAGUAAGAAGCAUGCCAGAAAGCCCGGAAAAUGGCACAAAUAGACCCGUUUCUGCCAAUGCGGCAUCUGCUCCAGGCUUCAAACCCACAGGACCUCAGUAUGGGGUAAAAACCUCCGGCUGGCAGUCUUCUAAUCAACUAGCAUCUGGAAGUGGUUAUAGCCCGAACAGCAGUGCCAAACCUGGAGCAAGUGUGACGAGUGAAAAAUCCACCAUGCCCCUAACAGACGAAGACUCUUUGGUUCAAAGAGCAGAACACAUCCCAGCAGGAAAGCGAACUCCCAUGUGUGCUCAAUGCGAUCAAGUAAUUAGAGGACCUUUUCUGGUGGCUUUGGGAAAAUCUUGGCACCCAGAGGAGUUUAACUGUGCCCACUGCAAGACCUCUAUGGCUUACAUUGGCUUUGUGGAAGAGAAAGGAGUGCUCUAUUGUGAAGGGUGCUAUGAGAAGUUCUUCGCCCCCGAAUGUGCUCGAUGUCAAAGGAAGAUACUUGGGGAAGUAAUAAAUGCCUUGAAACAAACCUGGCAUGUUUCCUGUUUUGUGUGCGUAGCCUGUCACAAGCCCAUUCGUAACAAUGUUUUCCAUUUGGAAGAUGGUGAUCCCUACUGUGAGACAGAUUAUUACGCCCUUUUUGGUACCAUGUGCCAUGGCUGCGAAUUCCCCAUCGAAGCUGGAGACAGGUUCCUGGAAGCCUUGGGCCACACCUGGCAUGAUACUUGCUUUGUGUGUUCAAUAUGCUGUGAGAGUUUGGAGGGCCAGACUUUCUUUUCGAAGAAGGAUAAGCCCCUGUGCAAGAAACAUGCCCACUCAGUGAACAUCUGAAACAUGAAAUGUUCCUAAAACAAACCUAAUGACAGGAAAGGAAAGAUAUGGAGUGUUUGUUUUCAAUAUGCUUACUAAAGUAUUUAUGUAGACUUUUGAAAUCGUAGAGAAGCAAGGGAAAAUUGAGCUUUUGAUCUUUCAUGCAAUAGAACUGGGAGUAUUUAGAGGGGCAUAAGUUAGUAAUGUCAGAAAGAAAGAAAGAAAGAAAGAAAGAAAGAAAGAAAGAAAGAAAGAAAGAAAGAAAGAAAGAAAGAAAGAAAGAAAGAAAGAAAGAAAGAAAGAUUUUCUUUUAUUGACAGCAUACCUUUGUGUUCAGUUGCGUUUUUACAAAAGGAGAUGUUAUCUCGGCCAUGCAAUUCCAUAAUAUAAUUUGGAUGUGCAUUUAAGUACUAUGAAUGGGUAAAAUUAUUCCUAAUUAAAGGCAUGGCAAAAUUAGACGUGGGUUCAUAUAUUCUUCAGGACAAAGAAAAAGAGUUCUGCCAUAGAUAAUGUAAUUGGUAUGUAUCAUACCUUUCAAAAACAUUACAGCCUGAAGCCGUUUUACACACAUGAGGAUUCGUGAUAUAAGUAGUUGGGGAAUUUGAAAAGCCUAAUUCUGUUAAAUUUCAUAGUAUAGAAAGCGUUGCCUUUUUGCGUUGUUUUGUUUUGUAAGUGGUGCAGAAAAAGUAAUUCAGCUUCUGCACACCAAGUAAUGAGAUAUUUAACCACUUGGAAAAAAAAAAACUUUUGUAACUGGCCAGGAAGAACAUGGGACUCAUCUACUUCUAAAACAUAGCCAGUAAUACCAUAAAGAAGUGUGAGGAAUGGGAGGGGGGUUCUUACUCUUACACGUUUUUGUAUCUACCGUGUGCACAAUUUAGUAUGACUUUUGGUAACAAAUACAAACGGGAACUGUGGGAAAUGAAUAAUUUCAACUACCUUAGAUGCACAAAUCUCAUUGCAUUCUUGCACAUUAAGCAGAUAAAUGCCGAAUAAACUCUUUCUUCCCUUACAUGAUCUUCCUGAUAGUUGCCUUUAUUAUAAAACUGUUAAUGAUGUUGGCUUGUCUUUUUAAUACACAUGCCAUUGCUUAUCUUAUAAUGAUCUGUAUAUAUGCAUUGCUAUAUUUCCUCAACUAUCUCCUCUGAUGCUUGGUUUCUCCAGAGAUAGAAAAGUAACAUUAUUAAGAAUGCAGAGUAGUUUUAAUGGGAAGAAAAAGGACCGAGUAUAUAUUGUAAUGCUUCUUUUAAAAAUCUUAUUUGAACCCCAAUGAAGAGUUCAUCUUGCCAUGCGGGCAAAUAAUUAUCAUUGUUUCGGUGAUCUUCUUGAUCUCCCAGGCAACACUCUGCAUGUGUUGUGAGGUGUAAUGUGUGUUUUAUAUGGAUAUGAAUGGAGUAAGUUUGACUCAGUAGAAUCCAUGCAGGAGAAGACUGGGCAAGUUUAAUUGGACAGUGUUAGUUCUCAAUUCUUUUAUAAAGUUGAAGUUACCCUUUCCAGGUGAGAGCUGAUCUAAGGCUUAUCCACAUUUGCCAUUGUUAAUCUUCUGGUUUAUAUACUUCACUGUACAUAGUACAGUGUAACAUGACGGUACACUACAUAGUACAAUGGUACUGUACAUUAUAUUGUACAGUGUUAAUAUAAUCAGUCAGAAAAACAGUCACCUAUACUGGCCACAGCCAGUUGAUCAGAGGAUUUUUUUCUCCGUUGCCCUCGGAUUUAACUUUUAGUAAGGGAUUGUGGAGAAUUCUUAUUACCCCUUGGUAGGACAGUGUUGACAAUUGACUUACCAAAUGCCUGAAUGUAUUCCAUGUAAGUAAACAGCAAAUGGUGGUUGGUAGAUAAAUUGAAAUCAUAAUAUCUUAUUAUGUCUUGAUAAUCUCAAAAUAUGCAAAUAUUGGGCAUCCUUGAAUCUCACAUAUAUCCUAUAACUAUCUAAAAUUCAUGAUAAUUUUAUAGUUACUAUCAACAGAAUUUACUUUUCAUGCCAUGCUUCUUAUAGUGUUAGCCAACAUUUUUACACGCAAUUUUAUAUCUUAGUAUUUAUUGGGGGGAGGGUAGAACUAUUCAAAAAUGUGAGCUUUUAUUUUUAGAAAGUCUGCUCAUUUACCUAGACUCUUAGAUAUGGUUUUAUCAUUACUUAACUGUGGCAAAAUAAACACUGACCAUUCAUUCACUGAGGAGUUUACAACUGGCAAAAUAACAUUAAAAGAGUGGUGGCCUCCUAAGUAUGCAGUGCCCAGACUUUAAACAGUCCUACCACAUGGGUACGCUUUAAAUGUGCUAAUAAAUACUACUAUGAAGGCUGGAAAGUAAGAUACCUGGCAGAAAAGGGUUGUGGGCAUGUUUAGGAACUAGAACAUAUGUAAACAACACAUUUUAAACUUGUAGCGGUGCAAGACUAAACCGAAAAGUAGGAACUGUUUCACUUUGUGAUCCUCAUAGCAUGGAUCAAGAAUAAUGCAAUGUUACUCAUGUCUGGAUCUUUGUUUCAUUUCAUUCAAUAGAUUCUGGCUAUUGUAAAUGCUUGCUUUGAUUUUCCUCUUGGUUUCUUCAGUUUCCACACACACCCCUCUUUUGGACCUGUUUUUUAAACACGAUUUCUGUGGUCAGCUUUGCCUUUGGAUCCGGUUCUUACAAAAAAAAAAGAGCACAAUCAGAAGUAAUAUGAUGUAUACAUGAAUAAAAAAUGCCUGUGAACUUACAAA
Eublepharis macularius is the source of this 4986-nucleotide messenger RNA. RefSeq names its product PDZ and LIM domain 5 (gene PDLIM5). Gene Ontology annotation, biological process: muscle structure development; heart development; actin cytoskeleton organization. Gene Ontology annotation, molecular function: actin binding; muscle alpha-actinin binding. The record is from RefSeq and is a predicted model, not a curated record. NCBI's taxonomy places the organism in Eukaryota, Metazoa, Chordata, Lepidosauria, Squamata, Eublepharidae. The transcript is spliced from 14 exons. Gene Ontology annotation, cellular component: adherens junction; Z disc; stress fiber. The coding region runs from base 500 to 2302 and encodes 600 amino acids.